AUGUUAAAGUCCAUGAACUUUCCUCCAGAGUUCAGCCAGAAGGUUGAUAUGAAGAAGGUCAACAUGAAAGUUAUCAAGGACUGGAUGGAAGAGCGUGUAAUCCAACUGCUUGGGAUCGAGGACGAGGUCGUUGUCGAGUACGCCAUCGGAAUGCUGGAAGAACCUUCCCCGGAUCCGAAGUCGAUGCAGAUCAACCUUCAAGGAUUUCUUGACAAAAACACACAAGUGUUUGUUUUGGAGCUCUGGAAGCUGCUGAUCUCUGCCCAGACCAGUCUUGGAGGAAUUCCUCAGCAGUUCCUGGAUAUUACAAAGGCUGAAAUCCUCAAGACCAAGCAAACUAAGGAGGAUGCAUUGGCACGGAUAAGAGAGCAGGAAGGAAAGGAGCGGGCGAUCGCAGCUGAGCUCAAACAGAAGGCUCAGGCUAUUCGUGAGGCGUCACGACCCAAGGCACUGGAUGUUGCCAAGGACCCCACGGUAACUAGAAGAGAACCUGACAACAAGCCAGACCCAGUGCAGGAGGACCGCAAAUCUCACGAGGAACGCCGCAGCAGAGAGUUUGAGAAAGAACGGGGGAGAGAACGAGAGAAAGAAGGUGAGAGAGCGCGCGUUCGGUCGCGGAGCAGAGAUGCUGGUGGCUACGGCGGUGGCAGGAGACACGAUGCCAAGAGACAGGAUCGGUACAGAGAGAGGAGCCGCGACAGAGAUCACCGUGACUAUUACAAACGGGAUGAUGAUUACUAUCGAGGAGCCGGAUCUCGUCGUCGGAGCAACAGUCGUUCACGAGAGCACACCAGAGAGCGAGGAGGUCGAUCUCAGAGGGAUGACUAUGGUGGACGGAGCAAGGACAGGAGCCAGGACCGCGAUCGUGACAGGAACGGACGUCGCGGUGGUGACCUUGGCGCGGAUUCUUCAAAACGGAGACGUAUGCGUUCACAGAGCCGGUCCAGGAGCCGAUCGGGAAGUCGCACCAUCCGCAAGGACACACGCUCCAGAUCACGGACGCCACCUUCGGCUACCAACAGUAGUGCAGCGGGAAACGGAGAGUCGAAGGCAGCACCAGUGGAGACGGCACCAGCUACGGCACCAGCCCCGGUGGACCCAAAGAUUCUGGAGAACCAGUUGCGAGAAAAGUUGCUUCGUGAGCGUGUGCUACAGUCUGUCAAGAACAAGCGCAACAGCACCGAUGCCGGUUCUAGUCAGGACCAGACUUAA
Linnemannia hyalina is the source of this 1212-nucleotide messenger RNA. The record is from the annotation of a GenBank genome assembly. Lineage: Eukaryota; Fungi; Mortierellomycota; Mortierellomycetes; Mortierellales; Mortierellaceae.